Triticum dicoccoides is the source of this 517-nucleotide messenger RNA. RefSeq names its product flowering-promoting factor 1-like protein 5. Gene Ontology annotation, biological process: regulation of flower development. The record is from RefSeq and is a predicted model, not a curated record. The transcript has a single exon. Lineage: Eukaryota; Viridiplantae; Streptophyta; Magnoliopsida; Poales; Poaceae. Bases 1 to 321 code for a protein of 106 amino acids.
AUGGCGGCGGGAGGCGUGUGGGUGUUCCGGAAGGACGGCGUGAUGGAGCAGGACGCAUCGACGACGGCGAAGAGCAAGGCGCUGGUGUACAUGCCGGCCAACGAGCCGAUGAGGUCGCUGCCGGCGCUGGAGCGGCGGCUGGGGUCGCUCGGGUGGGAGCGCUACUACGAGAACAUCGCCGUGGUGCAGCUUCACAGGCCGGACGGCGGCCUCGACCUCAUCACUCUCCCGCGCGACUUCGCCAGGCUGCGCUCCACCCACAUGUACGACGUCGUCAUCAAGAACCGAGGCCACUUCAGGGUCGUCGACCACGUCUACUAAUGUGCACUUUGCACUAAAGCCGCCCAAUUAGUAAGCUAUACUAAGCAUAUGUAGCAUGAGUAAGCCUAUAGCUAGCAUAUGAAGGCGUCUCUGACGACUUCGCCAACUUCAAGAUGUUAUCCGUAUCAGCUCAGUAUCUCUUUUUUUUCGGUGUAUCGGCUCAGUAUCUCGCAGAUGCUCAUAAAGGUAAGGUGUG